CUCUUCUGGAUAUCAGAAACAAUGUAUACGGUUAUAUGUUGCGAGUGUAUCAAAUAUUUAAUAUUCUAUACUACUAGUCUAAAAGCUCUUAUACUCGUAUGUAUUAUAUUCUACAACCAACAGUUAGCAACUGUACAUGACUCUGACCACAAACAAAAUAUGGGAAGUUAAAUAUGCAUUAAUAAAGUUCAACAAAAUUAUAUGUACAUGCACCUGAAAACAUAAUUCACCAUAGCAAUAUGCUACUGGAAUACAUAACAUCCUAUCAACUCAAACUGUUUAACGCUUAUUUACCUUGUUUGGCCUAAAGUUUUUCUUUCAGAGCAUUGCAAAGUUCACAACGGCUUUUCAUGAAAGACACCAUAUUAUGCCUUUGUCAACACCUUUCGCUUGUGGGGCAGGGUGGGGCUACAUGUUGCUGCAUCUGAUACUCCCCAGGGUCCAAAGGUAUCAACUCCUACGUAGGUGAAAGGUGGCGAUGGUUUACAUCGAAAAUCGGGAUUUCAGUACAGCCUUGUGAUACAGUUACGCAGUCUGUGUGGGGGCGUGUCUGCCUUCCUGUCCUACCAAGUGUUCCUAGAGUUAGGAGUGACAUCACACUUCCUGUCAUGGCUGCCCUUUGCAGUGGGAGUGUAUGCGGUGUAUGGGACACUGCUCAGCUAUAAAAAAACUCAAGUUUGUUUCUACAGUAUUCUUUGUAGUGGCCGUGGUGCUCUCAUUGGUGUGGGCAAUCAAAUUGCCAUGGAAACUUUCUUAUACGUUUAUGUUUGGGAUAUCUCUGAAGGCCAUUUUCUGCCUGAUGAUAGUUAAUUAUGUACUGUGUCUGACGGCAGCCCACCUAUCUACACAUGGAUCUCAAGCAAGCUUCAGUUUCCUAGUUGUUCUGCAGACUAUAGUUUUUAUCAAGUGUGAGGUGAUCCUGUUUGACUCGGGUCUGUACAGCUGGCCCCUGUUCAUGGUCACUGGCAUUGCUGCGUCGUACGCUCUCCAGAGAUUACAGAUCGCUCGAAGGCUGCCUGUCAACUUGUCCUGUGCUUGCAUGUCUGCCCACAUCACAAAAUCGGCACUGGUUGCCAUGGUGAUCUUCACCAAAGAGGCACGAGACUUACCCUAUACCAGCAUUCUCACCAUGUUCUUCUUUAUCUUCAUGAUGAUCAAGAUGCUUCUCCUGGAAGUUCCAGUAGAUAUUUCCAAGAAACAGUUGGCUGUCAAUGUGAUCCUGAUGUGUAUCUCGGUGUUACUGAACGUUAACCCCGCCCUGUUUAUUCUGGGCUCCUACCUGUUCAAAGUCCAGGCGAGUGCUGCCGAUGCGAUGGGAAUGUGUUUCAUCAUCUGUGGUAUGCUGAUUAUAGCAACAUGUGUCCUUCACCUGCCAUCUGAGGUCAAGGUCAAACAACUAGGAAUUCUAGGGGUGGUUACAGGAGUAAUAGUUAUCUUGUUUCAACCAGAUGUAUCACUGACAAUGACUGGCCUGUUUCAGUUAUGUGAGGUGAUCAGCAUCAUGUGUAUGAUUAUCAUUAUGUAUGCAGACACUAUCAAGACCUUCCCCCACAUUGUGGUGGCCUCUGUGUUGGUGGGAAUCACGCCUGGGCUCAGGGCCGCUCUCUUUUUGUAUCCUGAGGACCAGGCACCAAUUGUUAACCUCAUCUUGUUUGGACUGGUCUCCAUGUGUCUUGUGUGCGCUCUCUUUGCUUUCUCUAAAUCUGAACAUCUUUGUUGCAAGUUUGAGAAAAAUAUUCUUACAGUGUGCAUGCUGGUGGUUGUCCUCAGUGUGCUAUCAUUGAUUGUUGACUUGGUUACCAAGGAACGCAAGCAAACCAUUUUGACCUUACCAUCUUGGAAAUUAUUCCUUGCAGCCAAUCUCAUCAUAAGCAUAUGCACCAAAAUAGUUGUCUCUAGGAAUGCUGAAUACAUCCCACUGCAUGAGAAGGAUGACAAGGAGAUCCCGUAUCUGCCAUUGGUAGGCAAUCUCACCACCAUCACCGCCUUCUUGUUCCUGUGCUUGCUGGGGCCCGCCACAGGGCUGCUUUAUGAUAUAUGGUGUUGUGGAUCCAGUGUAAUUUUAAUGUGCUUACAAAAGGACAUGAAGUUAUUUUACAACCUCAAGGACGCCAACCACACAGCCCCUACCAAACUGACCUCCAUAGCAGUGUUAGUUCUCUCGUCAAUAUGUCACAGUGACCUCUGGCAUUCAAGUUCAUGGACAUUCGUCAGGUCGUGUUUAGAGAUGUUUCUAGUACUCGGCAGCACCCCUAUUUAUUAUGUGUUGUGGGGCAUCUUAUGGAAGUCCGUGGUGUUGCUGCCCGAGCCAGUGGUUGUGUUUUUAUUGCCGCUAAAUGUUGCCAUGUUGCUGUACGGCAGCAGUUGGACUUGCUGGGCAUUAGCCUUUGUAGGUGGUAGCUCUUCAUUGUGGAUGAUGUCAACUCACUUUAAAUUGCAACCUUAUUCCGAGAAAAGAUAACAUAUGAUAAAAUUAGAGACUUCAUGACUGUAGAUUGUAGUGUUUUUUUAAAUAUUGUAUAUGAUACGAAAUAUUUGUAUUUUAUAGUCUGUAUGCUGACAACAUUGUCAAUAAAACGUUUCUUUCUUACUGGA
Molecule: messenger RNA, 2595 nt
Organism: Ostrea edulis (European flat oyster)
Lineage: Eukaryota; Metazoa; Mollusca; Bivalvia; Ostreida; Ostreidae
Exons: 14
Coding region: 635-2461 (608 amino acids)
Source: RefSeq, a predicted model, not a curated record